Molecule: messenger RNA, 1433 nt
Organism: Cygnus atratus (black swan)
Lineage: Eukaryota; Metazoa; Chordata; Aves; Anseriformes; Anatidae
Gene: PACSIN1
Product: protein kinase C and casein kinase substrate in neurons 1
Exons: 9
Coding region: 35-1396 (453 amino acids)
Biological process (GO): positive regulation of dendrite development; regulation of endocytosis; plasma membrane tubulation
Cellular component (GO): plasma membrane; cytoplasm; endosome
Molecular function (GO): protein binding; phospholipid binding
Source: RefSeq, a predicted model, not a curated record
GCCCGCACCGACGGCCGAGGCCGCCCCGGGAGCCAUGUCGGGUUCCUACGACGAGUCGGCGGCGGCCGCCGAGGAAACGACCGACAGCUUCUGGGAGGUGGGGAACUACAAGCGCACGGUGAAGCGCAUCGAUGACGGGCACCGGCUCUGCAACGACCUCAUGAACUGCGUGCACGAGAGGGCCAAGAUCGAGAAGUCCUACGCCCAGCAGCUCACCGACUGGUCCAAGCGGUGGAGGCAGCUGAUCGAGAAAGGCCCCCAGUACGGCAGCCUGGAGAGGGCGUGGGGGGCCAUCAUGACGGAGGCGGACAAGGUGAGCGAGCUGCACCAGGAGGUGAAGAACAGCCUGCUGAACGACGACUUCGAGAAGGUCAAGAACUGGCAGAAGGACGCCUACCACAAGCAGAUCAUGGGAGGCUUCAAGGAGGCCAAGGAGGCCGAGGACGGAUUCCGGAAAGCGCAGAAGCCCUGGGCCAAGAAGCUCAAGGAGCUGGAGACGGCCAAGAAAGCCUACCACCUGGCCUGCAAGGAGGAGAAGCUGGCCAUGACCCGGGAAGCCAACAGCAAGGCGGACCAGUCCAACACCCCCGAGCAGCAGAAGAAGCUCCAGGACAAAGUGGAAAAGUGCAAGCAAGACGUGCAGAAGACUCAGGAGAAGUACGAGAAGGUGCUGGACGAGCUGAACAAGUGCACCCCGCAGUACAUGGAGAGCAUGGAGCAGGUCUUCGAGCAGUGCCAGCAGUUCGAGGAGAAGAGGCUCAACUUCCUCAAGGAAGUGCUGCUGGACAUCAAGAGGCACCUGAACCUGGCCGAGAGCAGCAGCUACGCCAACGUGUACCGGGAGCUGGAGCAGACCAUCCGCCUCUCGGACGCGCAGGAGGAUCUCCGGUGGUUCCGCAGCACCAGUGGCCCCGGCAUGCCCAUGAACUGGCCCCAGUUCGAGGAGUGGAACCCGGACCUGACGCACACGAUAACGAGGAAGGAGAAGAUGAAGAAGGGCGAGGGGGUGACCCUGACCAACGUCAGCUCGGGCGAGACCGGCGCCCGGUGCCCGCCCGCCCCGCCAUCCCCUCUCCUUUCCCCCCCCCACAGCGUCAGCAGCCACGACCGCGGGCAGACCUACAGCGCCGAGUGGUCCGACGACGAGGGCAGCAACUCCUUCAACGCCAGCGAGGCCAACGGCGGCACCAACCCCUUCGACGAGGACUCGGCGGGGAAGGGCGUGCGGGUGCGGGCGCUGUACGACUACGACGGGCAGGAGCAGGACGAGCUCAGCUUCAAAGCAGGAGAUGAGCUAACCAAGCUGGGUGAAGAAGACGAGCAAGGCUGGUGCAAGGGGCGCUUGGACAACGGGCAGCUAGGUCUCUACCCCGCCAACUACGUGGAGGCAAUCUAAGUCUUGUGGUGUGCUCCUCGUCGCUGUCCGCAGAUAA